Benincasa hispida (wax gourd) is the source of this 2479-nucleotide messenger RNA. RefSeq names its product ubiquitin-specific protease 22 (gene UBP22). The record is from RefSeq and is a predicted model, not a curated record. Lineage: Eukaryota; Viridiplantae; Streptophyta; Magnoliopsida; Cucurbitales; Cucurbitaceae. Gene Ontology annotation, molecular function: cysteine-type deubiquitinase activity; zinc ion binding. Gene Ontology annotation, biological process: protein deubiquitination.
UCAGUCAAAAGCACCGCCUUUCCUUCUCCGCUAAGUCCUUCCAUUUCAUUCAGCUCUCUCUAUCAGUUUCCCUUCACAAAACGUGGGAGAUUUCUCGACCCAAAUCCAAAAUUUCCUCAAGGUUCCACAAGGAACGAACCAUUUUUAUUCAUACAUACAUUUUCUUUUUCUUUUCAUUACCCCAUUUUAACUAUUACCUUUUGAUUCAGACUGUCGAUUUCUUCUUUCACAAUAUAAAUCAUCCGUUUGAUUCUUUUUCCUAUCAAACAAAUCUGUGGUUCUGUGUUUCUCUUUUUGAGCAUGUCCCAAAGGAACCCAUCUUAUUCUAAUCCAACACCAUGCAACCAUCUCGCUGAUUACAAGCUCAGAUAUGGAUUAAACGGCUAUAAAUCCAUUCAAAAUCAUUUUAAAACUGCCCCAAAUGGCAGAACCAGUAUUCAAAACCCCGAUUCGAAGCUACCCAGAUGCGGUUCUUGUGAUGGGUAUAAAGGAAGACUUUACAUAUGCUUGAUUUGUGCCUCAAUCUCUUGUUCAGAUCAUACCCCUCUUCAUAACCAGUCUGAAAAAGGCCACGAUUUAGCUGUUGAUGUUGAGAGAGCUGAGCUUUUUUGUUAUGCUUGCUCCGAUCAGGUUUACGAUCCUGAUUUUGAUCGGACGGUGAUGUCGAAGCACAUCGUCGUCGCUGUACCGGAGAAAUCGCAAUCGCAAUCGGCGGCAGAGAGUAUUGGGGAGCGAUCGAGUAAGAGAAGGAGAUUGGGAUCUGUAGAUUUGUUGGAUUUGAAGAAUUUGAAACCGUUGAUUUCUGUUAAAGAUCAGCGGUCGAAAUCGUGCUAUCCUUUGGGAUUGAGGGGAUUGAAUAACUUGGGCAAUACAUGCUUUAUGAACUCUGUUCUUCAAGUGUUUCUUCAUACUCCUCCAUUGAGCAAUUACUUCUUGAAUGAUCAGCACAACCGUGAAACUUGCAGCAAAAGACCCAUGGGGCAGCUGUGUUUGCCUUGUGACAUUGAUUAUAUUUUUUCUGCUGUGUUUUCUGGUGAUCAUGUGCCUUAUAGUCCAGCUCAAUUUCUCCACAGGUCUGCCAUUCACUCUGCAAAUUUAGCAUGUUAUGAGCAGCAGGAUGCCCACGAGUUCUUCAUCUCAGUUUUAGAUCGAAUCCAUGAGCGAGAACAGAAAUCUAGGAGCCAAGAUAAAGAGAAUGGAGAUUGCAAAUGUAUUGCUCACAAGGCCUUCUCUGGACAGUUGAGAUCAGAUGUCACCUGUAUGACUUGUGGAUUCACUUCAACAACUUAUGAUCCAUGCGUGGACAUUUCACUUGACUUGGACACCCAGGAUUUCUCUUCUAGAAAUAUAGCUGGCAAGUCAGCAAAGCCGGCAGAUUUCAGCAGUAAGUCUACACUAUCUGGUUGUUUGGAUCUUUUCACAAGACCGGAAAAGUUGGGAUCCGACCAGAAACUUUUCUGCCAAAAUUGUCAAGAAAAGAGAAAUUCAGUGAAACAAAUGUCUAUCAGAAGGCUGCCGCUGGUCUUGUGUUUGCAUAUCAAACGAUUUGAACACUCCUUUGUCAGGCGAACAUCGAGAAAAAUCGAUCGGUAUUUGCAGUUUCCUUUCUCCCUUGACAUGAUCCCUUAUCUGUCCUCAUCUAUUAUCAGAAACAGAUAUGGGAAUAGGAUUUUUGCUUCUGAGGGGGAUGAAUUAGAUGCUUCAUCAAAGUUUGAGAUAUUCGCUGUGGUUUCCCAUUCAGGGACGCUCGAAUCUGGCCACUACGUGACGUACUUGCGUUUGAGAAAUCGAUGGUAUAAAUGCGAUGAUGCCUGGAUCACGGAAGUUGAUGAAGAAAUGGUGAGAAACUCUCAGUGUUAUAUGAUGUUUUAUCUACAGAAAAUAGCCAACCACAAAUCAAAUGACGAAUUGAGCUGCCUUCCUAUUUCCCCGCGCAAUGAUGCAUUCCAACAAAUUGCUGGUUGCUGUUAAUACUGAGAUUUGCCUAAGGUUCCCACAUUAUGCAUCACACAUUCAAGGCCGACUAAGGAUCCAAAUGAAAGAUCGAACAAUCGGUUGUACUUCACAGAAAGAAUGUGUUAGAUAUCGACACAUAUUCUUGAUUAUUUCUGCUGUUGUGCCUCUACUGGAAUGCCAGAAUUUCGUCACCAACUACACUCCGGAAAUUAAUCGGAUGAAUGUGACCUUAAGAGGGUCGUUAAGGCUCAUACAACAGGAUGAUGUGAUAUCGAAAACGUUGCGUCUUCGAAAGAUGAAGAUGCCAACCAUGUCAAUUCAGUGAUGGCAUGUGGGCAAGAACAGAUGCGUAUGUGGUUUGUAAAAGCAUUGAUGAGCCAUACAAGGCUUUUUUUUUUCUUUUCCUUCUUUUUAAUAAGAAAGCCAAAGGUGUAAGAAAUUCAAAAGUGAAUCACUUGAAAACUGUAAUAAGUUUAAAAGCCUCUGCUCGUCAAGAGAAGUUCCAAUUUCUGCAUAGUUCAAA